This is a messenger RNA of Acanthosepion pharaonis, 3954 nucleotides long. The record is from the annotation of a GenBank genome assembly. Lineage: Eukaryota; Metazoa; Mollusca; Cephalopoda; Sepiida; Sepiidae.
AUGCCGGGAGAAUGGGAAAAAGAAAUCGGCAAAUUAAAGACUUCUGGUAAACCUAGUUUACUUCGAGCCAUUUUGCAUGUAAUAUGGAAACGAUAUUUGUGUUGGUUGUUUGUGGCUUUUAUUGAUGAAACAACCAAAGUGAUCCAACCUCUGCUGUUAGGUCGACUAGUAUCAUAUUUUACUCCAAACACUGUGAUAACUACAACUGAAGCAUAUUUGUAUGGUGCUGGUGUUAUUAUGUGUGUUUUCUUAAAUGGUUUGUUAAAUCAUACCUUCUUCUUCAAUGUUUAUCGGAUGGGCAUGAAAAUUCGUAUUGCUUGCUGUUCCCUUAUGUUCAAAAAGGUACUGAAGCUAAGUCAUGUGGCUUUGAAGAAAACAACUUGUGGACAAAUUGUCAACCUGAUGUCUAACGAUGUUAACAGGUUUGACCAGGCUGCACUCUAUGUACAUUACUUCGUCAUUGGACCUCCCCAAACUCUUGUGAUUAUUGGAAUUCUUUGGUACAUGCUUGGUCCUGCUUGUCUUGUAGGCUUUGUCGUUCUGAUUUUUAUUGUUCCACUCCAAGUGUGGAUGGGAAAACUCGUUUCUAAAUUAAGAUGUAAGACAGCCAUCCACACUGAUGAAAGAAUGCGUUUGAUGAAUGAAAUUAUAAGCGGCAUUCGUGUCCUGAAAAUGUAUUGUUGGGAGAAACCAUUUGGGGAUUUGAUUAAAAAAGUUCGAAAACAAGAACUUCAUUCGAUUUGGAUGACCAAAUGUCUGAGUUCAGUUCACCUCUGCAGCUGGGAUGCAUCUUAUUUUCUCAUGUAUGUCUCUUUUGUUGCCGCUGCGUCUCUUGGACAUGCACUUCUGCCCAUACUCGUUUACACAUGUAUCCCUAUGAUAAAACUUGUCAUAUUCAGUAUGUUGUUUUUUUUCUAUAUGGGUAUCCGAAACUUUAGUGAGUCACUGACAAGUUGUAGCAGAAUUCAGGAAUUCCUUCUACUUGAAGAACUUCCGCCCAAAGCUGUAAUUCACCAAACUGGAAACUCUAAGGGUUUGGUUAUCAAAGACAUGUCUGCCAAAUGGGACAAGGAGUUGCCACAGAUGACUUUGAAGAAUAUUUCCUUAAUAUUAAAUCCUGGUGAACUGCUGGCUGUUGUUGGUCCUGUGGGAGCUGGAAAAUCAUCUCUCUUGAUGAGUAUCUUGAAGGAAUUACCUGUGCUCUCUGGUCAAGUGAAUGUCCAUGGGACCAUGUCAUACGUAGCCCAGCAACCUUGGAUCUUCUCAGCUUCACUACGACAAAACAUCUUGUUUGGUCAGAAAUAUGACAAAAUCAAAUAUAAACAAAUAGUCCAAGUUUGUGCUCUCAAAAGGGAUAUUGAACUCUUACCUCACAAAGAACAGCAAUGGUUGGUCUCCCCUUUUACUCAAGUCUUUCCUUCCUGUCUGCUCUCUAUCAAACAUUCUCCCCAUUUUUGUGACCUUCUGUAUGAAAUAAAACCUUCUUCGUUUUGUAACCACCUCUAUCCAAAAAUUCUCACAUGUUCUUUGGCCCCACCACCCAUCAAGAAGUCAUCCUCUCAGAUAUUCUUACUCUACAUCCCCACCAAAAUUCUCGCCUCCUCUUAUGCAAAUUGUUUUUUGACCCAAACCUUUUCCCUAAAGCUCUCUCUUUAUGUGCAGUGCAUUAAUGGUUACCUGAAGGAGAAAUCAAGAAUUCUUGUCACACAUCAAUUACAGUUCUUACCACAAGUGAAUCGUAUCAUCAUUUUAGAUCAGGGAGAAGCAGUUGGAAUUGGAACAUUUGAAGAACUUCUUGAAUCAGGCAUUGACUUUGCCAGCCUCCUAAAAAGACCCAAUAAGGAAGAGGAACAAGAAGCUCCAACAAGGGCAGCAUCAGUGCUUGACAUGGUUGAAAUGUCUCCUUCUGUUACUAAUCUCCAAGACCAAGUUGGUUCUUUGGUAUCCCUCUGUUCAGUUGGAAAUGAAUUCAAGGAAGAAGUUCAUAUCCAGGAAGAGGGACGUAAAAUAGGUCACAUAGGACUUUAUGUUUAUCUUCAGUAUUUUAAAGCUGGAGCUCAUUUCUUGUAUGGAAUCCUUAUGGGAUUGGUAUUCAUCGUAUCAACUCUGUUUUAUAUUGGAACUGACUAUUGGGUUGCCAGAUGGUCCAACCAAGAGCAAAGUCGUUAUGAAGCCCUUCAAAAACAGAAAGCCAUCAUCAGUGAAGGCUACAAUUUUACAAAUACCACAAUCCCAACAACUGAUUUCAGUUACAACACAGCUAUCUACUCAGGACUCACUCUUGGGGUGUUUGCAUUUAGUUUGCUUAAGGCUUUCAUGUUUUAUUGGAAUUCGAUUCAGACUUCACAAACUCUGCAUAAUACUAUGUAUACAAAUAUCAUCCGGGCCAAAAUUGCAUUUUUUGAUGAAAAUCCAGCAGGUCGAAUCUUAAAUCGAUUUUCCAAAGAUAUGGGAUUGAUUGAUGACAUCUUACCUGCGAAUGGAAUGGAUUUUUUACAGUGUUUCUUUCUAACCAUGAGUGUCGUGUUUGUCACAGGAUUUGUUAAUCCUUGGAUAUUCAUCCCUACUUUUUUCAUGGUGUGCUUAUUCAUUUUCCUACGACAAUAUUAUGUACGCACUUCAAGAAGUGUAAAACGAUUGGAAACUGUUGCUCGUAGUCCUGUCUUCUCACAAAUUAAUGCUUCUCUACAAGGAUUAAGCUCCAUCAGAGCCUUCAAUGCUCAGGAAAGGUUCUUGGAGGAAUUUGAUAAUUUUCAAGAUAUCCAUACAGAGGCAUGGUUCCUAUUUAUUGCUAUCACCCGAUGGUUGGCCUUGCGUCUUGAUCUCCUCUGUACAGCAUUUGUUAGCUCUGUCAUAAUGGGCAGCAUACCCUUGUCGUCAGAAUUAGAUGCUGGAAUUGUCGGUUUGUCAGUAACUUAUUCAUUUAUACUGACUGGAAUGUUUCAGUGGUUUAUAAGACAAAGUGUUGAAGUUGAAAAUAACAUUGUUUCUGUUGAACGGGUCCUUGAAUAUGGCAAAUUACCAAAAGAAGCAAGUCUGGAAUCUGAAGACUCCAAGCAACCAAAACAAGUUUGGCCUGAACAUGGAAAUAUUGUUGCCAAGAAUUUGAGCCUAAAAUAUUAUGAGGAUGGGCCUCUUGUUCUCAAAAAUAUUAAUUUUGCCAUUAAAUCUCAGGAAAAGGUUGGCAUUGCUGGCCGUACAGGUGCUGGCAAGAGUUCACUAAUCAUCGCCAUGUUUCGAAUGGUCGAACCCCAAGGGCAACUUAUUAUUGAUAAUAUUGAUUCAAAAUCAAUUGGAUUACAUGACUUACGGAGUAAACUAUCAAUCAUUCCUCAGGAUCCAGUUUUAUUUAAAGGAACUCUUCGAAAGAAUUUGGAUCCAUUCAAAGAGUACCAGGAUGAAGAUUUAUGGAGAGCCCUUGAAGAGGUCCAAAUGAAAGAUGUCAUCUCAGAAUUGCCCAAAGGCCUGGAGAGUCAAGUCAACGAAGGUGGGGAUAACUACAGUGUUGGUCAGCGGCAGCUGAUCUGUCUGGGAAGAGCAAUUCUUCGACAGAACAAAAUCCUUAUCAUUGAUGAAGCGACUGCAAAUGUUGAUGUUGGAACUGAUGCAUUAAUUCAGAAAACCAUUCGAGAAAAGUUUAAACAUUGCACUGUCCUGACCAUUGCACAUCGUCUUGUUACGAUCAUGGACUCUGAUCGUGUUCUGGUACUGGAUAAUGGUGAGAUUAUGGAAUUUGACAGUCCACACAAUUUGCUCCAAGACACUAAGGGCUACUUCUACAAAAUGGUACAUCAAGGCGAUUCUUCUGAGAUUGAAUACUUAACAUCAAUUGCCUGGCAAGCAGCACAAAGACAAAAAGAAUUCUCAUCAAACAAGACUCAUGAACCUGUAACGCAUUUGCUCCAACAAUCAGACAAAGACCUUACUACAAGUGUAGCAUCACUCACAAUUUAG